Nicotiana attenuata is the source of this 1171-nucleotide messenger RNA. RefSeq lists its product as uncharacterized. NCBI's taxonomy places the organism in Eukaryota, Viridiplantae, Streptophyta, Magnoliopsida, Solanales, Solanaceae. Bases 281 to 748 code for a protein of 155 amino acids. The transcript has 4 exons. The record is from RefSeq and is a predicted model, not a curated record.
UUUAAUGUUAAUUAAUAAUAAAAUUGUCAAUCUUAACCUUAAUUUGUUUAGAAAUACAAUAAAUAUUUGUAGGCUCUUUAUUUUAAGGUUGAAAAAAAGAAGUUUUAAGGAAUAUUAUGGAUCACAAAGGAAAAUUAAUUACAAAUUUACAAUUUAAGGAAAAAAAACUACAUGCCUUAAUUUUUCUCUUAAUCGAAAAUCUGAACUUUUAUAUAUACAUAUAUUUUUACUUCUUUGCAUAUACAAAUUCUGGGCGGAGGCGUCGAAAUCAAUUUGAAAAAUGGGGGAAUCAGAAGGUGGAGGAGGAAUCAGAAGGGUGACGGUGUUAACCGAGGAGAUGAGGCGUAGAAUUGCAGAAGGAGGAACGUCGACACUGACAGCGGCGGAGAUUGAGCAAAAAGUUGCAGAAGGAGGUGGAUACCUCAGGGGGUUUAAACCACCAGCCAAUUACUCUUAUGAAAAGUAUGCCAACGAUAGCGACGACGAGCUUUUGCCUGAUGACGCUUUGCCUGAGCAUCGCCCUGAUUUUUACCAUAUUUGGCGUCAUUAUCACCACCAAGCUGCACAAACCAAUGGUUUUGACCUUGAUAUCUAUCCUGGCUGUUCUAUGCUGGCUGAUGUGCUGCCAUUAGAUAAGUCCUAUACUAAGUCCCAUACUAAGUAUGGUGAGAUAAUGAUGGAACUGGCUAACCUUGCUAUCCAGCAAUACAAUGAGAAAGAGUGCAAUGUUUUAAGUACAAGUUCUUGAGUAUUGAGAAGGUGAACUAUCGGUUAACGGGAUUCCAAGAAUUUUUUAUGACUGUUAAAGUCUUAAAUCUCACUCUUGGUUCUUCUAUUGAAACUUUUCAAAUACAUGCUGGCAGACUGAUUGCUGUUGCGGCGGGUACCAAAAAAGUCUUUAGUUGCCUGCCAAAAGGAGGGGGGUUGGUUGCAAUUGCCAAGCAGGAUGGAGAGGGAAGUGUCACUGAAGGGAAAGAGAAAGGCCCUUGAACUCUAGUUAUUUAAUAGUUUAAUCGUUUUACUUUAAUAUAUAAUCUGGUCUGAUAAUAUUAUUCACCUGGAUCCCAUAGUUUGUAGAAACAUUUCAGUUUCUGUAACUAUGAGUGCUUUAACUUUGAGAGGUGACAUGACCUCUUUGUUAAAUUAUGAGCCCUUUAACUUUGAGAAGUGA